AGAAAGGUGGUGGCCAUGAGCCUUUGGGUGGAUAAGUACCGGCCGAGCUCGCUCGGCAAACUGGACUAUCACCGGGAGCAGGCGGCGCAGAUUCGCAACUUGGUUCAAUGUGGUGACUUUCCUCAUCUCUUAGUGUAUGGCCCCUCAGGCGCAGGGAAAAAGACCAGAAUAAUGUGUUUGCUGAGGGAGUUAUACGGCUCUGGAGUAGAGAAACUGAGAAUUGAGCAUCAAAAUAUAACGGCACCUUCUAAAAAGAAAAUUGAAAUUAGUACUAUUGCAAGCAACUAUCAUCUUGAAGUUAAUGCGAGUGAUGCAGGAAACAAUGACCGGGUGGUGAUUCAGGAAUUAUUGAAGACCGUAGCACAAUCGCAGCAACUUGAGACAAGCACUCAGCGAGAUUUUAAAGUGGUGCUGUUGACGGAAGUGGACAAACUUACCAAAGAUGCCCAGCAUGCAUUGCGACGAACCAUGGAGAAGUAUAUGGCCACCUGUAGAUUAAUUCUGUGCUGCAAUUCCACAUCGAAAGUCAUUGCACCUAUCAGAAGCAGGUGCUUAGCAGUGCGAGUGCCUGCCCCUAGCAUCGAAGAGAUCUGCAGUGUAUUGUCCAGUGUAUGUAAGAAGGAGGGUCUGGUUCUUCCUCCAGAACUGGCUCGGAGGAUUGCAGAAAAGUCUGGGAGAAACCUCCGAAAGGCCCUUCUGAUGUGCGAGGCUUGCAGAGUCCAGCAGUGUCCUUUCACUCCUGAUCAAGACAUUUCUGAGGCCGACUGGGUGGUGUACCUGAGAGAGACGGCGAAUGCCAUCGUCAGCCAGCAGACUCCCCAGAGGUUGCUGGAAAUUCGUGGGCGACUUUAUGAACUCUUAACCCAUUGCAUUCCUCCAGAGAUUAUAAUAAAGGGGCUUCUGUCUGAACUCCUCAACAACUGUGAUGGACAACUGAAAGGGGAAGUUGCUCAGAUGGCAGCCUUCUACGAACACCGACUGCAGCUGGGCAGCAAAUCCAUUUAUCACCUGGAGGCAUUUGUGGCCAAGUUUAUGGCCCUCUAUAAGAAGUUUAUGGAAGAUGGACUGGAAGCCAUGGUGUUCUGAUAUGUUAAUUGCUGAGCGUCACAUGGUUUAGGAUAUUGACAAAUUCUGCUAAGCUGUACAACCCACAG
This is a messenger RNA of Euleptes europaea (tarantolino), 1154 nucleotides long. It is a transcript of the gene RFC3, whose product is annotated as replication factor C subunit 3. Bases 16 to 1086 code for a protein of 356 amino acids. Gene Ontology annotation, biological process: DNA-templated DNA replication; DNA repair. The transcript is spliced from 10 exons. Gene Ontology annotation, cellular component: nucleus; DNA replication factor C complex. Gene Ontology annotation, molecular function: DNA binding; DNA clamp loader activity; ATP hydrolysis activity. NCBI's taxonomy places the organism in Eukaryota, Metazoa, Chordata, Lepidosauria, Squamata, Sphaerodactylidae. The record is from RefSeq and is a predicted model, not a curated record.